Clonostachys rhizophaga is the source of this 987-nucleotide messenger RNA. The record is from the annotation of a GenBank genome assembly. NCBI's taxonomy places the organism in Eukaryota, Fungi, Ascomycota, Sordariomycetes, Hypocreales, Bionectriaceae.
AUGAGCGGCCGAACCACAUACACGAAAGCCCAGCUAGAUCAAUACUUCACACGUGUCAACCUACCACCUUCUCAAUGGCUCUAUGACGUAUCAAAACAGGGCGGAUCGUUCCAGAAAUCCCAUCUCGAACUUCUACUCAGACAUCAGCUCACAAGUGUCCCUUUUGAGAAUGUGACUCUGCACUACUCGACUCACAGGGUGAUCAACAUAAAUGCAAAGCAUUUAGUGGACAAGAUCCUUCGGCAGCCGGGACGUGGCGGAUACUGCAUGGAAAACAAUACUCUCUUUCACACUGUCCUGCUCUCGCUAGGCUUCGAUGUGUACCUUGUUGGGGGCAGAGUCUUCGAAAAUGGGCGGCUUGCGGGUUUGGCGCACUGUCUGAACAUCGUCACUAUCGACGGGGAACGCUAUGCAGUAGAUGUCGGAUAUGGCCCCAACGAGCCCAUUCAACCCCUUAAGGUUAUUGACAGGGAAAUCCAACCCCACGUCGGGCCUGCAUCUGUCCGCCUCAGAUUUGAUGCAGUCCCGGGAGGCCUCAAACGAGAUCAAAAGCUUUGGAUCUAUGAACUUCGCCAGAACGACGAUUCGGAGUGGGUGCCCUGUUACUGCUUCACGGAGAUGGAGUUUCUGCCCGAGGAUUUUUCUGUCAUGAACUACUGGCCACAAAAGGAUCCCCGGAGCAUCUUUGUCCAAAAACUGCUCUGCGUGCGCUUUACUAGCGAGGGACAGACCUUUGCAAAUCCCGAUGAAACCCAGUCGAAAGACCCCUGGAGCAACGCCGCCACUACCGGUGGCGAAAUCAAUGGAACUCUUAUCUUAGUUGGGGAUAGUUUUAAGUGGCGGGUGAAUGGGGUUAAAGUGUUCGAGAAGCAGCUCUCAAGCGAGGAGGAGCGAAUUAGAGUGCUUGAACGAUACUUUGGGAUGGAGCUCACAGAAAGCGAAAAGGAGGCUAUCAAGGGCACAGCAACUGCGCUUCCUUUGUCAUAG